AUGGGUAACAAUGGGAAUCUGUCCAAGGCAGAGCUGUUUAUACAGAAUCUUAACGCCAACAAUGCCAAAAAACUCGCCUUUGCAAUGGUGCUUGGGUUCGUAGUGUAUCAUGCCGUUCUUCACUGGCGCUAUGGUUCAGAUUCCUGCAAAUGGCUGCUCAGCGCUGGUCGGUUCAAAGGUGACAAGGAGUGGCAACCAUAUGGGUGCAUGCUGCACAAGUACACUGAAACCGAUACACGCAAAUGUCUACGGUAUCUUGCGUUUUGGGGGAACCAGAACCACUUCGUACUUAUCGGCGAUGAGCGGCUUCGGUCGCUGUCGCUCGAGUUCAUCGACUAUUUGAGAUCAAGCGAAACGGAAAACAAUUCCAAACAAUCCUCCACGAAGAAUACGGAGGACCUUCAGUUUACCGACUACAAACUGCGCCUCCGUGUGGAGUACAUUUACGCAAAUGAGGUAUCGAAAAGCUUGAUAGACGAAUUCAUGAAAUGGGAGCAUGAGGAAGAUCCGCCAAGUUUAAUCAUCGCCAGCUGUACCUACGCGACCUUCCAGCGCGGUAACGUGACGGACGAAAUACAGAAGGCGUAUGAGAAAAAUCUAACACGUCUCGUCACCCCGAUCGACCGGUUGUAUGCGAAGAAAACAAAAAUUAUCUGGAAACUGCAAGAUCCCGUCGAUCAGGAAAGCUCCCCAGAAGAGUGGAAGAAUGUGCGCAAUGAGGAUGUCGAUCGGAUCAAUCAAGCGGCCAGCAGUAUUUUGCAGUUUUCGGAAGCAAAAAUUUGGUCCUCUUCAAACAUGAUAGCGUCCGGGUUGGUGGACGAGUUUGCCGAUGGGCAAAAGCUAAGCACGCUCACACUGAAGCACGAUGUGCAGAUUCUGCUAAACAUGUACUGUAAUGAUUACAUGAACUAUAACGAUGGUACGUGUUGCAGCAGUGCGGAACCGUACACAAUCAUACAGGUUACAACGUAUGCAUUUUUGGCAGUAUGCGCCAGCAUCGCAACGGCCAUGUACGUGCGGAAGGGGAUUGUUAAGUGGCGCGGCGUACACGCUUACAUGCCACUGAAUCAACCGACCGACACGCAGUCUCCGAUAUCGGCCCUUGCCUCAUUGGCCAUCAUUAUGACUUAUUUCUAUCUUUGCGAUCGAACGAACUUCUUCAUGAAGGAAAACAAAUAUUACUCGGAGUUUAGCUUCUGGAUCCCGGUCGGGUAUGUGUUCGCCCUCGGGCUCUUUUUUACCGAGGACAGCAAGCUCACGAAGGUGUUGCACCGCGACCAGACGGACGAACUGAAGGGCUGGAUGCAGAUAGUUAUACUGAUCUAUUACAUGACCGGAGCUUCACACAUACUACCGAUCUACAUGCACAUCAAGGUACUGAUCAGUGGGUUUUUGUUUUUGUCCGGGUACGCACACUUCACCUACUGGUGGCAGACGGGCAAUGCCGGUUUGGUGCGCUUUUUGAACGUCAUGUUCCGGGUGAACUUUCUCACCGUCAUCCUGUGCCUGUGCAUGAACCGUCCGUACCAGUUUUACUUCUUCGUGCCGCUGCUAUCCUUUUGGUACAGCAUUAUGUACUUAAUGCUAUCGCUGCCGCCCCGUAUCACGGCGCAGAUAGCGGAAACCAAUCCGUACCAGUAUCUGUACGUGGUGGUAAAAUUCAUCACGAUGCUCGCCACCGUAACGGUGCUCUACAUGAGUGAGGUAUUUUUCGAACGCAUCUUCGUUACCCGACCGUGGAAGGCACUGUUCGUAACUACGGAUGAUGAUAUCCACGAAUGGUGGUACCGCUGGAAGCUCGAUAGGUAUACCAUCACGUACGGUAUGAUCUUUGCGGCCAUCUUCCAAAUUUCGCAACGGUUUGCCGUGGUGGAUGAUAACAAUCAUGGCAAUCUGUUCUCGAGACGAAUCUCCCUUACGUCCACGCUGGCCGCCAUUACCGGCAUCGGGUGCUACAUGACGUGGACAUUUUUCUGCCGCAAUCGGCAAGACUGUGAAGAGGUACACUCGUACGUGGUGUUCAUCCCGAUCGUGGGAUAUAUCCUGCUGCGCAACAUUUCUGGCAUACUGCGCACACGCUAUUCAACAUUUUUCGCGUGGUUCGGCAAAAUAUCGCUCGAGCUGUUUCUUUGCCAGUACCACAUAUGGCUGGCGGCCGAUCGGAACGGUGUGCUGGUACUGUUGCCCGGCUUUCCUACGCUUAAUGUGCUGAUAACGUCGUUCAUUUUUGUUUGCGUAUCGCAUGAGAUACAUCGCGUCACUAGCGUGCUGCUGCCGUACGCGGUACCGAACGAUUGGAAGCUAGCUCUACGGAAUAUACUGUUUUUUGUGAUCCUGCUGAUACCGUUGGGUCGAUACGACGGAAUGUUUUGA
This is a messenger RNA of Anopheles marshallii, 2373 nucleotides long. Its product is annotated as N-acetylneuraminate 9-O-acetyltransferase. The transcript is spliced from 4 exons. The record is from RefSeq and is a predicted model, not a curated record. NCBI's taxonomy places the organism in Eukaryota, Metazoa, Arthropoda, Insecta, Diptera, Culicidae. Bases 1 to 2373 code for a protein of 790 amino acids.